CAAAUUCAAAUAAUGAUGAAGCUUUGUCCGAUGAACUUGAUAGUUCAAGUAGUAGUAAUGAACAAGAAUCUGAUAACUUCGAUGAGUUUGAAGUUACUCAAGAUAUUGAAAGCCCAGAUAAUUUGACUGAAUUUGAACAAGAUUUUGAAAGCCCAGAUAAUUUAACUGAAUUCAAACAAAAUCAAGAAACUGAAAGUUUUGAUACUGAAAUGUAUAACAAUUCAUCUACAUCACAUAAUGAUGAUAAUUCUACUAAAAAUAAUCAUAUAGCUCAUUCAAAUAAGCAACAAUCCUCAUAUGUAUUGAAAUUUUUUAUAGUACUUGCAACAAAACAAUGUAAAUGCAAUCAUUGUAAAUGUAUAUUUAGUGAUAAAACAGCAACAAGUAUACUUGGUCGACAUAUUCAAAAACAACAUAUAGAGCUAUAUGAUAAUUUUCGCCAAACAGCUUUAGAUCAUUAUAGAUAUAUUUUUAAAAUUCCUUCUCCUUAUACUGGUCAAAUAAUUGUGGAUAUUAUUUUAUCUCUUUUAAAUGAGUUUCAAUUAGAAAACAAAAUUUUAGUAUUAACUUCUGAUAAUGCUAGCAAUAUUGUUUUAGCUAGUAGUAUAAUUAAAAAUACUCUUGCAAAUAAUUUUUCUAAUACUUUAUUUCAACAUAUUCGCUGCGCUGCACAUAUUAUGAAUAUUGCAGUUAAAAAAGGCUUAAAAUUAGCAAAUAGAUAUUUAAAUAAGCUUCAUCAUUUUAUUAAAAAAAUUCGUAAAUCUGCACUUUUAAUUGAAGAUUUAAAACGUAUAUCAGCUUCCUUUGAACAUCCUUUUUUACGACCAAUUAUUGAUUGCUCAACUAGAUGGAACUCAUCUUUUUUGAUGAUAGACCAUGCAUUAGUUUUGCAUAUGGAUUUAGAUUCUCUUGUUAUACGACAUUCAACAUUACAUAGUUUACAACUUUCUGAAAAUGAAUAG
Dentiscutata erythropus is the source of this 962-nucleotide messenger RNA. NCBI's taxonomy places the organism in Eukaryota, Fungi, Glomeromycota, Glomeromycetes, Diversisporales, Gigasporaceae. The record is from the annotation of a GenBank genome assembly.